This is a messenger RNA of Gadus chalcogrammus (walleye pollock), 3443 nucleotides long. RefSeq names its product zinc finger protein 384-like. The transcript is spliced from 10 exons. Gene Ontology annotation, cellular component: nucleus. Bases 618 to 2174 code for a protein of 518 amino acids. Gene Ontology annotation, biological process: regulation of transcription by RNA polymerase II. The record is from RefSeq and is a predicted model, not a curated record. Gene Ontology annotation, molecular function: DNA-binding transcription factor activity, RNA polymerase II-specific; RNA polymerase II cis-regulatory region sequence-specific DNA binding. Lineage: Eukaryota; Metazoa; Chordata; Actinopteri; Gadiformes; Gadidae.
AAGAAAGGAGCCGCCUAAAUGAAAAUAUGGUAUUCAUUUCAGCUUUGAUACGGGUUCACCAUAGCCUAGUGGUAAGGGCUUUGACACCCAGUCAAUAAGGUAUUAUAAGAUAUCACCGAGGAUGCUGGUUCAAUCCCAAAUAUCGGCAUAUAGGCAUCCUUCAGGAAGAUACCCUAACUCCAACCUGUGCCCCGAUCAAUUGUAGGCUAUCUGAAUUCACUUCAAGUUGCAUUUGAUAAUGCCUAACUAAAUAGGCUGGUAAGUUCAGUCAUAUCAGCUGGCCAAGCUGACAGCAGUGGUUCAACAUAGACGUAACCCUGUAGCAUUCACACAGCAUUAUAACUCACUAUAACCCAAAACAACCACCCAGCAUACAUUAAUAUCAUGUUAUAUAAUUUAUUAGUGUUUUUACCCCGAACAGAACCCCUAACACACCGGAUAUUAACCCACCGGAAGGCUCCGGCGGAGGACCCGAGCAGACCCACCGGAGAGGGGGGGAAAACGGAGGAAAAAAGGCCUUUUUGGGGGGUUUCUGGGGGCGGAUUUGGACAAAGUUUCCCCACCGUCCCGUCCGGAGGAGGCACCGGGGGCACCGGGGACUCGACUCUACCGACAUUAUGGACGAUUCCCAUUUCAACUCUGCAUACUUCUGGUCGCCCGUCCCAACUGUGCAAGGACAGAUCGAGAACGCCAUGUUCCUCAACAAGAUGAAGGAGCAGCUGGCCCCGGAGAAGGGGGGUCCGUCCCCCUCCUUCCCCCACGCCUCCUCCCACUACCCCACCAUGGAGGGGGGGCCGGGCGGGGGCAGGGUGGUCCUCAAGCAGGAGGGGGGAGGCGGGGGGGGGCACCACCACCAGCCCUCCCACAAUACCCAGAACCUGGGGGGGGGUCAGGGGACCGUCUCCGGCAUCAUGGCCGCAGAUAAGAAGCAUGACAUCGUCCCCAUCAUGCCGACCCCGGGGAAGCGGGGCAGGAAGAGGAAACAGGUGAUGGGCAGACUGGCGGGCGUGGGCGGAGUCCUCCCAGCAGGAAGUGAUGCGUUGAUACUGGCUCACCUGGCGGCCGGCGGACAGCACCACACCGCUGACCCCUACGACCUUUCCAACGACGAGGACGACCACGUCAACAAAGAUGGCCCCAAGUCCUACAGGUGCCGGAUGUGUGCGCUGACGUUCUUCAGCAAGUCGGACAUGCAGAUCCACGCCAAGUCGCACACGGAGGCCAAGCCCCACAAGUGCCCCCACUGCUCCAAGUCCUUCGCCAACUCCAGCUACCUGUCCCAGCACAUCCGCAUCCACAGCGGGGCCAAGCCCUACAGCUGCUCCUACUGCCAGAAGGCCUUCAGGCAGCUCAGCCACCUGCAGCAGCACACACGCAACCACACGGAGGUAAAGCCCCACAAGUGCCCCCACUGCUCCAAGUCUUUCUCCAACUCCGGCUACCUGUCCCAGCACAUCCGCAUCCACAGCGGGGCCAAGCCCUACAGCUGCUCCUACUGCCAGAAGGCCUUCAGGCAGCUCAGCCACCUCCAGCAGCACACACGAAUCCACACAGGUGACCGGCCGUAUAAGUGUGUCCAUCCUGGCUGUGAGAAGGCAUUUACCCAGCUCUCUAACCUACAGUCCCACCGCCGGCAGCACAACAAGGACAAGCCCUACAAGUGCCACAACUGUAACCGUGGUUACACGGACGCCGCCAGCCUGGAGGUGCACCUGUCCACGCACACUGUCAAACACGCCAAGCUGUACUCCUGCGGCCUCUGCAACCGUUCCUACACCUCCGAGACCUACCUGAUGAAGCACAUGAGGAAGCACAACCCCGACCCCCUGGCGGCCGGGGGAGGGGGGGUCGCCGGGGGCAACCAGCCCCACGCCCCGCCCUCCGGCGGCGGGGGGCGCGGCCGGGGGCGUGGCCGCGGCAGAGGGGGCGGGGGCGGGGGCAGGGGCGUGUCGCUGCAGAACCAGAACCAGAACCAGAGUCCCGGGGUGAGCUUCCCGCCCCAGCAGCCCGGGGGGGCGGUGCAGUGCCCCUUCGACCUCCACCAGUACAAGACGCUGUCGUCCGGCGAGCUCCAAUACAAGCCGGUGGGCGUGGCCGACCUGUCGGUGGGCCACAAGGACCUGUGCCUCACCGUGUCCACCUCCGCCAUCCAGGUGGAGCACAUGAACUCCUAGGAGCCCCCCCCCAACACUCCACAUCCCCCCCGUUCCCACGGUAACGCCACGCCGACGAAGUGUCCCUCCUCCUCUUGGCGGGCCGGGUUCAUGCCUCCGCAUGCCCGGUCCGCCCCGCCUCCAGUCUGAACCGGACCCGGCCGGACUCCAAGGGGACACCCUCCAGACGCCGGCCCCCACAAAAUGGCUACCCUAGUUGACAUUUCAAAGCGGACCUGUUCCAUCGGUAAUCAGUGUAACGAAGGGUCAGAUAUCUACCUGUUGUGGACCGGUGUCUCCCCGGGUCUCGAAGGUCAGAUGUCUCCCUGAGGUGCGUUCAAAGUCGCCAACAUGGGCGAACGCUCGCGAACGAUUUGAAACGUGUUCUGUUAAGCUUGCCGAUGUCUUCAAACGUUCGCGAACAUAGGCAAACUGUCAGAACGCAAGCAGACAUGGAUCACGGACUGCAAGAGAUGUGCUCCCAGAUGAAGAUUAACAUUAAUUCCUUUCCUACACAUAAAGCAAAAGAUAAGUUGUUUAAUGUAGCCUGUCUACACCCUUACUUCAACUGAUGUCUUGUGCAUCCUCCAAUGUGAUCUGAACGUGACUUUGCAGUAAGCGUGCACGAAUUCGGUGACGUAGCCCUCUAUUCUUGAAUCAUCCGAAUACCUUGUCUGGAGUAGCCUAUACCUUCCACGAGAUCGACAACUUCUAGACCUUCUUCUGUAAACUCGUCAAUUAUCAUGGAGGCUGCAGCUAAUACAAUUGCCUUUCUUGUCGCCAUUUGUUUGUUUACAGUUUGUUUAGUUUCAAACAAACGUUUAGAACGUUGUCUAAAAAUCGUUCAAAUUGUAUCGUUUAAAGUCAACGCGCUCGCUGCGAACGUUCGGCUAUGUUCGCCGAUUCUGAACGCACCUCUGUUGUGGACGUGUGUUUCCCCGGGUCUCAAAGUCAUCCCAUAGUUGUCGAUUGGGUUCAAUCAAACCACACAAAAUGGCGGACAUCGUUCCAUUUGCGGUUGGCCAACAGUUUCCCCCCCACCCCCCCCCCCAACCAGGACGGACAUAAAGGCUCACAUUCUGUAGGACCCCAAACUUGACCAAAUAUCCCCAUGGAGACGCAUGUAGCACCCCCUCACCCUCCACCCCCCCCUAAACACAGCGCAGGCUCUGACCGAGGUGUUGGACCGAGGUGUUGGCCCCUCCCCUCCAAACAGAUCCCGCCGGAUCGUCGCGGGGACCGUGUGUUUCCGCGUCGGUCGGUCGGGGCCCGGGCAUUAGGACCAAGGGU